This is a messenger RNA of Macrobrachium nipponense, 707 nucleotides long. RefSeq lists its product as uncharacterized. Gene Ontology annotation, molecular function: peptidase inhibitor activity. The coding region runs from base 85 to 555 and encodes 156 amino acids. The transcript has 2 exons. Gene Ontology annotation, cellular component: extracellular region. The record is from RefSeq and is a predicted model, not a curated record. Lineage: Eukaryota; Metazoa; Arthropoda; Malacostraca; Decapoda; Palaemonidae.
CUGAGAACACGACGUGGUAUAUAAAGUAGCCACAUUUAAGGGUAGGCAGCAUUCAGUCCAAAGCUGAGCUUUUAUCAAGACGCCAUGAAGGGAUUACGAGUUCUGUUCGUCUGCUGUUUGACAGCUUCUGCCUUUCCGCAAGAUCAAGAUAACCAAGUAAAUGGUGACAACACACGCUUCUUUGGAGGCGGAAUCGGCCCAGGUUUUGAAGGAGGAUUCGACCCUGCAUUUGGAGGUGGCGUCAACCCAGGCUUGGGAGGAGGCUUCGGAGGAGUUUCCAACACCUGCAGACGUUGGUGCCGAACUCCCGAGGGACAGGCAUACUGCUGCGAGACCAACGAUGAGCCUGACACCCUUCCCUUCGUGAAACCGGGCGUAUGCCCUCCCGUUCGCCCUCAGUGCCCACCCGUCAGGAGCUUUGCCCCUCCUCAGACAUGCUCCAACGACAGCAAGUGCGGAGGCGUCGACAAGUGUUGCUUCGACAGGUGUCUUGAGGAGCACGUGUGCAAACCCCCUGUUGGGUCUUCCGGCUUUGGUGGUGGUUUUGGCUUCUGAUUGAUUCCUUUUCUAUGUCUUCACCCUUCUCUUCAGUCAUUAUCGAAUUAACUUAUUAUCGAGUUUAGUAAACAGUUUGUUAUGCUCAUCGAUGUCCAAGCGUAAUGUGUGUGUGAAUAUAACAACCUAAUAAAUAUGUGUAUCGAAACAGA